This is a messenger RNA of Cydia pomonella (codling moth), 2784 nucleotides long. Its product is annotated as malate dehydrogenase, cytoplasmic-like. NCBI's taxonomy places the organism in Eukaryota, Metazoa, Arthropoda, Insecta, Lepidoptera, Tortricidae. Gene Ontology annotation, molecular function: L-malate dehydrogenase (NAD+) activity. Gene Ontology annotation, biological process: tricarboxylic acid cycle; malate metabolic process; oxaloacetate metabolic process. The record is from RefSeq and is a predicted model, not a curated record. The coding region runs from base 1254 to 2468 and encodes 404 amino acids. The transcript is spliced from 6 exons.
UUUUGUCGUUUCGAGUGACAACGUUCUGGGGGCCUACGUUCCACAAUAAUCGAGUUAUUUUAUUAUAUUAUAAAAUCCAUUAACAUUUCUAUUAUGUUUAAUUUUAGUGAAAAUAUCAAAACUUCGAUUAAUCGCGAUUCCGGUCCGUUAUGUAGCGCUUAUCGAUAAAUAACAUGAUUAAAAUCUACCAGUCAACAUCCUUAAAAACCUACACAUACACAUUUUUGCGCCCACAUACAUUAGGCGAUCAACCAACAAAAUGGCUACGACUUUAUUUGAAGUUCAUCUUGUCAACAGUAUGGUUGUCCUUUUUUGACAAAUGACAUUUUUACAAGAGCGGGGAGAGAUAAGCGAUACUAGUUGACUGCGAUGGCAAAGAGAACCGAUUUUUGGCUUGCCUAUUUAAUUUGGCUAGGGACCAAUACUUACUUUACUCUUUGACUUAUAUGUACGGUCACGUCUGAAAAUAUUGAUACGAAAAAAGUGCCAAAAAUAUGUAUACACGACUUUAUUGCCCAUAUAUUAAGGUAGUGUAUACAUAAUUUUGGUACAUUUUUCGUAUCGAUAUUUUCAGACGUGACUGUACACUAUACUGAUGGUUUCAUUGAAGGUUCGUAAGAAACUUACGAGUAUAAUUUAUCAUCCGGUGUGCCAUGGAUUUCCGCCGUUGAUUAUUGUAAUAUCGAACUCACAAAAUCAUACUGAUUGUAAAGAAUAUUGUAUAAAGUUGUAUUAUAAUGGUUAUCUGUUCAUUUUAGGUACUUAGUUUAAAUCCUAUAUCGACAUGGCCACAACGUCUGGGCUAUAACCGCGAAAAUCGAAAUUCGUCAAUUGCGGGCAUUUUUCUCUGUCACUCUAAUUACGUCUUAGUGAGAGUAAAAGGGAAAGAUCCCCGCAAUUUGCGAAUUUUGAUUUUCGCGGUAGGCCCCCAGGUUACUCAUUGUUAAUCGUACGUCGUCGUGAGGCAUAGAUAUAUGAGAUUCAAUAGAUGAAGCGAAAGACAGCUGUCACCAUCACCACCAAAGAGUAGUAUAAUAUAUAGGAAUCCAGUAUCAAGGAGUUUUAUCUAUGUCCAUGAUUGAAAUGAGACAGUCCCUAGGUAAGUAUAUAAUAGGUACCAAAUAGGUACACAAAGUAGUAAACAACAUAUCGCAUGAAGUUUGUUUCGUAAAUGAUGUGCUCUUUGGUGUUCCCAGUUUGUCAGGUGUUUGUCAGUUUGGUAUGUUUACUUCAGAGCGUUUUUUAGAUACAUAAUGAAUUUCCAAUGCGACUCCCCGGAAGAGCCAUUACGAGUGCUAAUAAUUAAUUCAAAAUCUCCGGCAGCAAAAUUCCUUGCGGUUAAAAUCCUUUCGGGUGAAAUCUUCGGAAAGAAUCAGCUCAUUGACAUUGUACUCAUGGUUUUUACAAAUGAGCAAUCCAAGGCGAUAGGCUUAAAAUUUGAAUUAGAGAGAUGUGCGUUUGCAUGUACCAACUCUAUCGAUAUUUCGUGCAACUUGCCAAGCAUUUCAGAUGCAGACGUGUUUUGUCUCUUAACAAAUUUUGACAAUCCUAAUACGUUGGAUUUUGCCAAGAUGAAUGAUGAUAAGCAAUUGGAUAUGUUAGAUUUGAUUAUAAACGUAGCCAAUAACCUUCAAGGAUCAGUGCUAGAAGUCCAAGCAGAUGAAAUGGCUCAGAAACAUGAAAAACAUAAGAAAAAAACAAUAUUGGCUGAAAAGAAGGCCCGCAAGCCAAUAUUCAUUACUGACGGUGUUGUGUCUAUACAUAUUAUUAUGUCUUUAUCGAAUUUGCCAUUUGAUAUCUUUUUUUGCCCUACACCUAUAGCAUCCAUCGCUAAAUCUGUUUUGGGCGAACAUCUAAAGGUCCAGUCCAAAGUUCUUAAUAACGUUCUCGUUUGGGCCGCGAAUGAUGAAAUAUUUCACGUUGAGUUUGAGAAACCUUUGAUCAUUGACGACAGAAUUGGCAAGGCUUCCCCGUGCGACCGGGAAACUGUGGGCAAGAAUGUCCUGGCCUUGACGAAUUUGGAUCACACGCAGUUUAGUUCUUCUUGGCUGAAGAAGGAUCUCAUAGCGAAGGCGGUUGCAGUUGCCCGAAAGAAUCCUUACGGAAGUAUUUACAAGGCGGCAUCGAUUGCAAAAGCUUUGCAGCAGAUUUGGUGGACGCGUGUAACCAAUGGGACACUCCACACUAAUAUGGGAGUUAUUAGCGACGGCUCUUUAGAGACUAUAAAAGGGUGUCCCUACGUGUUGCCGAUAGAGUUUAGUGGUGACACCUGGAGAGUAAAUGAGCGAUUUAAGGAAGAUAUUCAUCUCAAACAAGAAAUAAAAAGAAUAAAUAGAGCAGUAAAAGGAUUUCAUGAAAAGUUGAUACCGUUCUGCAAGAAAUUGUUGUUGGAGUGGGGUGGUUCGUCCUUGCUUGCAGGGGAAGAGGAGGAAAGUCAAGUCGAAACAGGAAACCUUCUACAAAUGUAAUGCAACUACACCACUGUAUGCACGCGCACAACUUUCUGUCGAUCUGGGUUUGUAGCCAACAUGCCAAUCGUUUACGCUCCAUAGCGAACGAAGGCAACUGUCACUGUCGCACUAAUAUGGAAUAGUGAUAGAGAGAGAUGACUAAGCACGCAUGUUAGCUAAGCACCCUAAGAUUUACUGUUGAUGAUUUAAACACCAGCACGAAUUGCAUAAAUAUGAGUCCAUCAUUGCAGUAUCCUACAAUUCGUCAAGGAAAUAUAACUUACAACAAUAAGUUAUAGGUACAAUAAAUUAGUAAAUAUCAAUUUAUUCAAUU